AUGGACAAAAGGAAAUCGUCGGCAACCGUUGCUAGUGGCUCAUCCUCUUCCUCCACUACUAAUAAAUCCAAUGAAUCAUCAUCAUUUUCGUAUGCCGCUAGUGAACCAGUCGUGGCAGUUGACACCACUACCACAAAUCAAGAUGCCAUGCUGUCCCAACGUGUCCAUCGGGUUCUACAAAAUUAUCUUCUCGUAUGGCUCGAUGCUAAUAUGGAUGAAUCAAAGAAAGAUUUUAAAAAUGCAUUGAAACGUCUCCGGCAUAUUGUAACAUCAAUUACAAUCUUUACCAAUGCCCGACAAUGCAUAGAUUUUCUUCGUGAAAUUAAUAAUGAAAAAGUAUUCAUGAUUGUAUCUGGCUCACUGGGACAACAUAUAUUACCGACAAUUCAUGAAUGGCCACAAUUAGAUUCCGUUUAUGUCUUCUGUAGAAAGCAAUCCGUUCAUGAACAAUGGGCCAAGACAAUGUCAAAGGUAAAGGGUGUCCAUAAUCAUGCCAAGUUAAUUUGUGAAGCAUUACAAAUCGAUCGUGAACGAUGUGAUCAAGCAAUGAUUUCAAUGAGUUUUCAUGGUAAUGAUGUAUCGUUUAUGUACACACAAUUAUUUAAGGAAGCUUUUUUGAAAAUUGAUUAUGACGAUACUAAAUCCAUCCAAGAACUUGUUGAGUAUUGCCGUCUUCAAGAUGAUAUUCCUGAAGACGAAAUUAAAAAGAUCGAACAAAACUAUCGUGAUCAUACACCCAUUUGGUGGUAUACAGCUCCAUAUUUUAUUUAUUCGAUGCUCAAUCGAGGUCUUCGAAUGCUUGAUAUCGAUAUUAUACUCAAAAUAGGCUUCUUCAUUCGACAUCUAUAUGAAGAUAUUGAAAAGCAACAUCAUGAACAACAAUCAACAUCAGCAAGAGCAACAAGUAUAUUUGAAGUGUAUCGAGGUCAGGAUUUUUUAUUUCAACUUCUAAUUGAUCAUCGUUUUUUUUUUAAUUCAAAUAAUUUUGUUCUAUGUUAA
Messenger RNA from Rotaria sp. Silwood1, 999 nucleotides. The record is from the annotation of a GenBank genome assembly. NCBI's taxonomy places the organism in Eukaryota, Metazoa, Rotifera, Eurotatoria, Philodinida, Philodinidae.